This is a messenger RNA of Oncorhynchus gorbuscha (pink salmon), 1451 nucleotides long. RefSeq names its product nuclear receptor subfamily 5 group A member 2-like. Gene Ontology annotation, cellular component: RNA polymerase II transcription regulator complex. Bases 81 to 584 code for a protein of 167 amino acids. Gene Ontology annotation, biological process: hormone-mediated signaling pathway; tissue development; regulation of transcription by RNA polymerase II. The record is from RefSeq and is a predicted model, not a curated record. Gene Ontology annotation, molecular function: nuclear receptor activity; RNA polymerase II cis-regulatory region sequence-specific DNA binding. Lineage: Eukaryota; Metazoa; Chordata; Actinopteri; Salmoniformes; Salmonidae. The transcript is spliced from 4 exons.
CGGUUAUGUGAUACUGCAGUAUAGUGGGAGAGUGUCUACCUUCUGCGAGUGAUGUAGUGAUAAAACAGGUGGACGACCAAAUGAAGCUCCUCCAGAACUGUUGGAGCGAGCUCCUCAUCCUCGACCACAUUUUCCGUCAGGUGAUGCACGCCAAAGAGGGCUCCAUCCUAUUGGUCACCGGCCAACAGGUGGAUUAUGCUGUAAUUGCCUCCCAAGCCGGAGCUUCUCUAAACAACCUGAUGAGCCACGCUCAGGAGCUGGUGGGCAAGCUGCGCUCCCUGCAGCUGGACCAGAGGGAGUUCGUCUGCCUCAAGUUCCUUGUUCUGUUCAGCUUGGACGUGAAGAACCUGGAGAACUUUCACCUGGUGGAGAGCGUCCAGGAACAAGUGAACGCGGUGCUGCUGGAUUACGUCAUGUGCAACUACCCCCAGCAGACAGACAGGUUUGGCCAGCUGCUCCUGCGGCUGCCUGAGAUCCGGGCCAUCAGCCUCCAGGCCGAGGAGUACCUGUACUACAAGCACCUGAACGGAGACGUGCCCUGCAACAACCUGCUCAUCGAGAUGCUACACGCCAAGAGAGCCUGAUGAGACUCCAGAUGGGAUCCUGAUCAUUUGGCUGAAACCGACUCAGAACAGACUCUGUUUUGUUGGUUUAGACCCAAGUCCUUGCCUGCAGAACAGAAACCGACCUAGAACAGACUCCUCCCAUGUUAAAGUUAGACUUAGUGAUUCUGGGGCAGGAGGCAUCCGUUCUUCUCAUUUAUCGUAACGAUCAACCAUCCUGGCACUCACACACAGGCAUAAGAACAUGCAGAAAUGGACACCCACACUUACACAUGCUGUGCACACACAGACGCGCGCGCGUACACACGAACACACACAUACAAACACAUUUAGGCACUCACACGCACGUACACACACAAAUAUACACACAUUAAGGCACACACUCACACGUUCAAAUUCAUAGAAUAUGCAUAGAUAUAACACACACACACACACACACACACACACACACACACACACACACACACACACACACACACACACACACACACACACACACACACACACACACACACACACACACACACACACACACACACACACACACACACACACACACACAUCUCUUCACUCUAAGACAGAUGCUUCUGGAGCUCUGGGUAAAGCUUCCAAAGAUGGAGAGAAACAGCUGAAAUUCUUGAGAACUGUCCAUUCGUCUCAUGGGACCUUUUUGUCUGCUUUGAAUAAAAAUACAAACCAUCAAGGUGAUACAAGGACCAACUGAAGGAACAAAACCAAUGAGUAUUGUAAAAACCUCUCCCACUGUUAACCUCUCUAGGGUAUGUGGGACGCUAGCGUCCCAUCUGGCCAACAUCCAGCGAGGUUGCAGAAAACUACAAAACCAACAAAAAAAACUACUUCCUGAAUGGAUUUUUCUCAGGUUUUCGC